Peronospora matthiolae is the source of this 570-nucleotide messenger RNA. The record is from the annotation of a GenBank genome assembly. Lineage: Eukaryota; Oomycota; Peronosporomycetes; Peronosporales; Peronosporaceae.
AUGACUGCGUCCCACGCAAGCAAGUUUCGUCACGUGGAGAGCACGCGACUCGCCCCUGUGUCCCGAGGUUUGACGCACUUGCCCGUGUCUCUUCCAAGUGCCAGUUCUGAACGUCCCGCUCUUGCUGCUACGUCCGCUCACUUUGCAUUUGUUCAGUCGGAAGAUACUCAUGGCGGCUCAAUCCAAGUGGAAGCUCUGAGUGGGAUUGACGCAGCUGAGAAAGAGAGUCAGGAGUCUUCAGAGACACGGCCGCUGUCCAGUGCUGUGGCGACGGUGAAGAUCCAGCGAGCCACGUACUCGAGACGAGGAGUGCUGAUACUGUAUGACGUGCAUACUUCGACGAUGGGCUUGGAGAGAGCAGUGGAACAAGGCGCUUCGUUGACGUCUGCGGACUGGACUUGGGAUGGUCGAGCUGUGAUAGCGGCAACGCAGGGCCAAGCUGUGAGGAUGGUGGACCCGCGUGAGAAUAUGACGUCAAAGUGCCAAAGGCACAUUCAGGAACACGACCCGUGGGUGUGGAUAGGUGUGGACGGACGCAGCAUUUUGUCACGUGUGGAAGCGAUACGCUGA